Ascochyta rabiei is the source of this 813-nucleotide messenger RNA. RefSeq names its product Xyloglucan-specific endo-beta-1,4-glucanase. The record is from RefSeq and is a predicted model, not a curated record. Gene Ontology annotation, molecular function: cellulase activity. The coding region runs from base 1 to 813 and encodes 270 amino acids. Gene Ontology annotation, biological process: polysaccharide catabolic process. Lineage: Eukaryota; Fungi; Ascomycota; Dothideomycetes; Pleosporales; Didymellaceae. The transcript is spliced from 2 exons.
AUGUUCACCAAGGCCCUUCUUUCGCUGGCGCUGGUCGCCCCAAUCCUUGCGCUGCCAGCGCCGCUGCCAAUGGUCAUCUCGGACACCACCAAGCAGAAGGCGACUUCGCUCUGUGGCGUAUCUGACAGCGUGGUCUUGACCGACACACCCUGGAUCGUCUUCAACAUGAUGUACAACCAGGCUCUGACCAAGGGCACCCAAUGCACAAACUACGAUCACGUUGCCACUGGCUCAAACGGCAACAAGCAAAUCACCUGGAGCGCCGUCUCCACCAUCGACUACGUGCAGUCGACCAACAACGUCCCCAAAGGCUACUCCUUCAUCGGGCUCACCAAGAACCUCGAAACCAAGCUGUCCGCCAUAAAAUCCAUCCCGGCCACCUACGCCUGGACCCGCACCAACACCACCGCCUACAAGGGCAACAUCUGCUUCGACUUCAUGACGUCCGACACCCAAGGCGACUCGACCUCGUCCAACGCGCAGGAGCUGAUGCUGUGGCUCGAGUACACGGGCGGCCAGCUGCCCAUUGGCUGGGCUGCGGGGCCCAAAGCCACGGUUUCCGACCUCUACGGCACCAGCUGGAAGCUGUACCAGGGUAAGAACGCCGAUACGGGCAUCACCGUCAGCAGCUUGCUGCCUGACAAGCAGUUCGAUGGGGCGUUUGCGGGGGAUGUCAGGGAGUGGCUCCAGGCGCUCGUCAAAAUGGGCGUCUUCGCUGAGGGCACGUAUGUCAAUGUUGGGAAUGCGGGGACGGAGCCGUUUUAUGGAAAGGCGGUUGUGAAUGCUACGUUGGGGCUGCAGAUUAAUCUGUAG